UGUUCAGUUACAAGCUUGUUAAUUAAUAGGGCAGACAUGAUCAAAGCUGAGAACAAAAGAAAUGAAAUGAUAAAGUGAUAUGAAGACUAAGCAAUGCGAGCAGUUAGUCAAAUCAUUAUGAUUUUUGCUCUUAAUGAUACUGAUGGUGAUGGAUAAUUAAAUAAUCGACGCUGAGGGAAUGACAAUAAAAUGGCUCAUUACUGGAGGAUGGAAGACAAUGGAAGAUUAAUUGGAGGGAAUAGCAGACAUUUAAUUAGUAGAAAGCUGGCACGCAAAAUGCUAAGUAGUGGUAGAUUUGACGCCGCAGAGAGUCAGUGGUGUGCGAUGAACAAAAGAAACAAGUGUGAUAUGAGCCGCAGGGUAAAAAUGUACACCCAAAUAACAGCUCGGGCUGCGAACGAGACUUGGCCUAGGAUAUUAUUAUCGGAGUAUCUACGGCACGCAAAGGCAAAGGGAGCCGUUUUAACGUUUGGUUUUGGUAUCAUUAUGCGUGAAUAUAUAUGUAUGUAUAGAUAUAUCAGCGUAUCAUAUCGACGAGUUGCAAAACUUCAACUUCAUGAAGUGGAAUUGACUUCUGUGAUGGUUGCAAACAACAGUAGUAACAGUAGAAGAAGAGUAAGAAGAAAAAGAAGUAGUAUAAGAAGAAGAAGAAGAAGAAGAAGGACCGAAGUAGUGACCGCGUGUGCACACAACCACACAAUCUUCGCACGCAUCGACAUGUGUAUUUAAAUUAGUCGCCACUGCAGGCUCUGGUGGAUUACAGGCGUGUAUAAAAGAAGAAAAAGGAGGAGGAGGAGAAGAAGAAUAAGUGCGGGUGUGAAGGAAUCUGAAGAUGAAAAAUGAAAUGUUUGGCAGGAAGAUAUUUUUCAAGAAAGAAAAUGGGUAUUUUCUUCAUUCCACAUCUAUGUAGAUAUAUAUAAAGAAGCUCGUCCAAUAACCAUGCUGUGUCUUUUUAAAAGAUAUCCCAAGAGCGUGAGGAUUUGGAGUUCCGAGAAGCUGUGAAAUCAAUCAAAGGGACGGCGUCGCGAAAAAUAUAUACGGGAUUGAAGAGCCUUGAAUAAUAUGAGGAUGCAAACAACGAAAUGUCAAUAAAAUGAUUAUAAGAUGGAUUGGCGUGAUUUUAUUAUCAUUAACCUGUUGGUAAAAAAGAUAAGAGAGAUAGAUGGGUCAUCCGAGAUGGUCCAAACAAGCAGGAGUAAAGGCAACAAUAUAGAUUUUCAACAGAUUAUCCUCGAUGUAUUUAAUUCAAACCAAAUAAUCAUUCAAGACUUGGACCGGAGAAAGAGAAACCAUAUGAAAUAUCAGCAACGAGAUUACUACGAGGGUCCGAUCCUCCGGGACUUGAAUCUCCUGAAUCUUUUUUCUCAUUUCAUUCACUUAUUCUAAUAUUCAUAUAUAUAUAUAUUUAUAUCUAUUUCUGAGUUAAAUUUCUUCGUUACUCAAUAUCAAUUAAUUUGCUCUUGUCCGCGUUACGUGUGCGUGUGUGAUACGCACACGCAGUAUAAAUCCCCACUCUGGUUAUCUAGGCGUGGGACAGAAGAAUAAUAUAAAAAAUCCAUUUUUUCUCUCAAACCGUACGGGGCGCUUCGAAGCGCACGAAGUAAAGCUACAAAAAUUCUGGACAUAAUGGACAUGAGCAGCGAAUCGAGCGCGGCGCGUUGGUAUGAGCCGCCGAGGACGAGUCUAGAGUCUGCGGGUGCUGGGGGUGCGGGUGUGCCCGGUGUCAACCCCGACUAUAGAACUUACUACCCUCAUGCAGCGCCGACGCCUCAUCAUCCCGCAGCAGCCGCCCACUACGCUCACAGUAGAAUGGCAGGAAGUGGCGUAUCUGGUGGACCAGUGAGUCAGGUCUGCCGUCCACAUUUUCACGGCAUCCAUCCCUGGUUAUCCAGUACAGCGGGAGACGCUAAGCCGUGGGCAUUUCCAGCGACAACGGCGUCGACCGGUGGGACUGCAGAAGAUAAACCUCAGAGUCCUUUGGGCUCGUCGUUACCACCUACCACUGUGAGUUUGUCAAGCCACGGUGUCAAUGGAGGACACAACCUGUUUUCAUUUCCACCCACGCCGCCUAAAGACGCUACCCCUGACAGCAUAACCACUAGCACGAGUUCCACAACAAAUAACAACAAUAAUUCAGCGAGCAAUAACAAUAGUACAAAUAAUGGAAGCAAUUCACUGGGUCUUGGUGGUGGUAACAGCGAAUACCAAGCGGCAGUGGCACAUGCGGCUGUGAUGGGGGCAUUUAUGCACCACCAAGACGCACUGGGAGCAACAUCGGGUGGCUCGUGUGACGUUAAACCAUCGGUGAUGCUGGGUCAUCAUCACGGCGCACCUUCACCCCCACAUCAGCACAACGGGGGCAAUAACGGCGGAGGCGGUGGCCAGGUGAAACAGCGAGAAGGUAAUAGCCAAUCCACGAAUAAUGGUGCCGGUGGUGGUACAAAUUCGGCUGUUAAUGGCCAACAGCAGCAGCAACAACAGCAGCAGCAGCAAUCGGCAAAUCAACAAGCGAAUGCACAGCAGCAACAACAGGAUUACCAGAAUCCUGGCGGUGCUACUUCACCAUCGUGCAGGGACUCCUAUCAUCCUGCCUCCCAUCACCACCAUCAUCAUCACGCGACCUCAACUUCCCAGUAUGAUCCUACUGCGAGCGCUUACAACAUGUAUUCGCACCUACAGUAUCCUACCCAUCACGCCCACAAUCCACACAACGGAUCCUCGUUGUUUUCUGGAUCCCAUCACGCAACAACCGGUGUACCCGGUGUUGUCAGUCCUGACGCAAAACUUCUUGGCUCCUCGCACGGCAACACCCCAAAUUCACCCGGUUCCCAACAACAGCAGCAGCAAAAGCCGAGGAACAAGUCCAGAACGUCCGCCGAGGGUCGCGAGUGUGUCAACUGCGGAGCAACUUCGACGCCACUUUGGAGACGAGAUGGUACUGGACAUUAUCUCUGCAAUGCCUGUGGGCUCUAUUACAAAAUGAAUGGACAAAAUCGACCGUUAAUCAAACCCAAGAGACGUCUGUCGUUGCAGAGUGCCGCGAGAAGAGCAGGCACGAGUUGUGCAAACUGCAAAACCGCAACAACGACCCUUUGGCGAAGGAAUCAAGCUGGCGAGCCGGUGUGUAACGCGUGCGGCCUCUACUACAAACUCCACAAUGUUAACCGACCAUUGACGAUGAAAAAGGAGGGUAUACAGACGAGGAAUAGAAAAUUAUCCUCAAAAAGUAAAAAGAAGAAGCAGGGAAACUGUCUUGGCUUGAGCGGCGUCAUGGGUGACAUGAUCAAAGCAAGCGGACACUUGGAUCUUGACAACAAGUCAUUCCACACUGGAUUUGGAUCACCUAUGGGAACGGCCCAACAUCAUCACUCGAUGCACCCAGCAGUGCAACAUUACAUGUAUCACUCGGGAGUCGGAAUGGCCGGAGGUCUUCAUCAAGGAUUCGCGCCACCCGCGCCACCGCCAAUUCAUCCGCACUCCCACCCACACUCGCAUUCGCAUCACAUGACGAGUUUGCAGGGUCUUCAGUUAGCAGCUACGACGAAUGCUAUGACCGGUUGGAGGUCCGAGUACACAUGAAUGAGUACUUAUGACCAGUAAACAGCAGCAGCAGCAUCAGUACCAACACCAGCAGCUCAGGACGCAACCCACCAUUCUGUCAUAAGCUUUUUUUAAAAAACUCGCGCUAUUGGUAUCCGUGUGCUCACAUAUAUUUAUACGUAUAUGGAAAAACCUCGUACGCGUUUACACGUAUGUUAAAGAUGAUACCCAUCAUCUUUUUAUUUUAAACAUUAUUAUUUUAUUUUUUUACUUUUAUUAUUUUAAAAUUGAAGGUUUCAAAAUCUUCAACUUGUUAUAUAAAUAUAAAUUUAUCAACAGCAAAUAAUGGAAUCAAUGCUUACGCGUUGGAAUUAUUUUUUUUGUAAAUAUGUAAAGUAUACCGUAGGGUUUAUUAACCCCCCGGUCCCAAGUACAAAGUCAGCUGUCGUUUUAAUCGAGUCGUUAAAUAAUACGUUUAACUGUAAAUAAAAAAAAAAACAUAAUAAUUAUAAUAAUAUACUUAUUAAUAAACUCAUAAAUUAAUUAUGAACAUUUAAAUUUAAAUAAAUAAUAAUAAUGGUGUACUAUUUAUUUGAUUACACGUUCGUAUUUGUCUUUAAUCACGACGGUAUGAAGCCAUCGCAAUCAACGUUAAUCAAUUGAACUCGGUUUUAAUUUUCACCUCAAGUCACACCUUAGAUAUAUCAACUAAAAUUAUAAAUAUAAAUAUUAUUAUUUCUAUUAUUAUUAUUAUAAAUAUUAUAUAUUAAAGAUCAUUUUAAUUGUAUGGAUGAAUACCCUCGUGUGUGCGUUAGAUCACGAGCUAAUAUGAAACGACACACAGCCGACACUACACCCUGGGAAAUAUAAUAAAUAUAUGAAAAUGAAAAAUUAUCUUUAUCGGUCAUUAUCGUGCAAUUUAAGGUAACGAGUGAAGAUUUUUAUCGAAACACGACGACUGCUUCCCUCAGCUGACCUUUUUAUCCUUUAUUCUGAUAUAUUUGUCAUCAUUAAUAUUUACUGCGCUGACAGUUAACAUUAGAUAUUAUUAUUAUUAAUUAUUAUUAUUAUUAUGAAGAGAUUAAUGAAUUUUCUAUAAAUAAAGUUAUUUGUGUGAUUAAUUAAUUAAAUUUAAAUGUGUGUGAUAAAAAAAAAUAAUUAACGCAUGGGACAGUCGUCGGUUUUUAUUUUUUAUUUUGAUUUCUUUUUUUUAUUAAUUCAAUUUGUUAUUUAUUGCGUUGGUUUAUUUUUCUUAGUGAUCGCGGAUUAAUUAGUCAUAGAAGGAUAUAUAUAUAUAUAUAUAUAUAUAUAUAUAUAUAUAUAUAUAUAUAUAUAUAUAUACUGUAAAAAAUUGGGAGUGAAUUCGGAGUGGACGGAUUUUAUUUAAAUCAGAAUUCACUUGGUCCCGGAGUUAAAAAAUAAAAUCGCUCCGCAUUCGGAGUAAAUAAGGAGUUUUUUUAACGGAGUGAUUCGGAGUUUUAAUAAUUAAAUAAACUACUUUUAGGAGUGAAUUUUACUCUGAACCGGAAGUUUAAUAUUAAAUUAAACUUUCCUUUGGAGUGAAUUUUACUCCAAGGGAAUAAAAAAAAUAUACAGUCAUCUGCUUUGAGUUUACUCCUGAUUGACUCCACAUUCACUUCUUUCUUUUUUCGGUGUAGAUAUAUAUAUAUAUAUAUAUAUAUAUAUAUAUAUAUAUAUGUCUUAUUGAAGGAUUAAUAAAAAUAUGUGUCACAUCAUACACCAUAAAAAAAUCGGGAGUAAUUACGUAUUUUAUUUCAAUCCGAAUUCACUCCGUCACUCAGUUCUGGAGUUUAAAAAAAAUCACUCUCUUACGGAGUGAAUAGGGAGUUUGUUUUUUCAGAAAAGUGAUUUAGGAGUAAUCUGAAUUUUAUUUCAACCCGCAUUCACUCCGAUUCGGAGUCUUAAUAUUAAAAUAAACUCCGCAGAGUAAAUUUUACUCCGAGAGGAUUUAAUCCGCGUUCACUAAGAACUUUUAUUAUUUUAAUUUUGUCAACCUUAAUAAAUUGUCAUACAUAAAAAAAAUAAAACACACAAUAGAUAAAAAUUUUCAUUUGAAAUUUCUAAUUCAUGUUCAUCAAAAAACCAAUUUUCAUUAUUUUGAAAAUUUUCAAUUUUCUUAGCGGAAGUUGUAAAGAUUAUUAGUUUAAUUAUCAUUAUCAUUAUUAUUAUUAUUAUUAUAAUUAUAAAUAAAUAUAUAUUGUAAACGAUAGUAUAUGGUUAAUAAACCAUUGAGAGUAAGUGAUGGUGUAUAAUUACUAGUAAUCAGACACAUAAAGUUAGAUAGUCAAAGUAUUAAAAUAAAAGAAUGAGAGAUAAUCGAUAAGUUUUAAUAAUAAAUAAAUAAAAUAAAAUAAAUGAACGUUUAAUUACUCGUUUUUACGAACUUAAAUGUCAACAAUUAUUAAUUAUUAUUGAUAGUUAAUUAAUGAAGAGAGGGAGAGAGAGAAUUACGAGACCACAUUGUGAUUUUUGAUUAUAGACCUAAUUUUAUUAUUAAUCAGUUGAUUAACUGAUUAUUAAUAAUAAUUGAUUAAUUAAUAUAUUUGAAGUUCGGCAAUUUUGGGCCAGAGGAGUCAUCUCUCAGCAAUAAUUGCUAACAAAUUUAUUAUCUUUUUAAUCAACUAAAUUGCGAGCGAAUAAUUCAUUAGUUUUGUGAUUUAGCAAAUUAAAUUUAUUACCAGUAAUGAAUUUUUUUUGUUCCUUUUUUUUAAUUACACGUACAUAUAAAUAUAAAUAUAAAUGAUGACUAUACAUAGUUAAAAUAAAUAAAUAUAUAUAUAUAUAAAUUAUAGAGUAUUAUUAGGGACGUAGAUGUAGCCUGUAAAAUAUCAUUUUUAAAUAAACAAUUAAUUGAUUAUAAUAAUAAAUAAUUUUCUCGCCGAAUGGGAAAACAAAAUAUAAUAAUUAAAUAAAUAAUUAAUAUUAAUUAUUAAAAAAAAAAAUAAAAUAAAAAAAAAAUCUAAGACGAGAAGUACGAUA
Microplitis demolitor is the source of this 6540-nucleotide messenger RNA. RefSeq names its product GATA-binding factor 3. NCBI's taxonomy places the organism in Eukaryota, Metazoa, Arthropoda, Insecta, Hymenoptera, Braconidae. The coding region runs from base 1627 to 3579 and encodes 650 amino acids. The record is from RefSeq and is a predicted model, not a curated record. Gene Ontology annotation, biological process: negative regulation of transcription by RNA polymerase II; cell fate commitment; positive regulation of transcription by RNA polymerase II. The transcript has 13 exons. Gene Ontology annotation, molecular function: RNA polymerase II cis-regulatory region sequence-specific DNA binding; zinc ion binding; DNA-binding transcription factor activity, RNA polymerase II-specific.